GAAUCCACUACCCACAUCCAGUGGGUGUACAAAUGGUGCGCCAUCACACCCUAGUACCAGCCCAGCCCAGCCCAGCCCAGCCCACAAAUUGACCCCGAAAAAACGGAUAUGCAAAUGCAAUCCAUGGGGAACAAAAGUGGGGAAAAUGUAAAUGAAAACGGGAGCUAAGCUAGAGGAUGGAUUACGGUGACAUUGCCAAUGCCCUUCGAGGGGAAAGUUAAUAGAGGCAGGGAAAAUACAGAGCAAAAUUUAAAUCAGAUAAAAAAUACUAGACACAUCCUUAAAUCAAACCCAAGUUGAUUCCCAUAUCCAUAAAAUUCUGAAGUAUCUUCUGCCCACACCACACCCAUCGCUCAUUUAGCAUACCCUGCAUACGGGCAGGGAAUAUAAUAAAUGGAAAAGCAAACAUACAAACAAAGUAAACAGACACGAACACCGAGUACGAGUACGAGUGGGGCAUACUGCUCCUGCCUCCUGGUCGUUGGGUAAACCGCAAUCAAAAGAGCUCUGAGGCAACUCAAUUUGGGUUAGGCCAGGAACAGUACGUGCCAUCCGCUUGGAUGGAGUCGUUCGCGUUGUCAUCAUUGUCCUCGAUGUUCUCGUUGCCAUCGCCCAUGGAGAGCCUGAACCUUUGUGACCCACCGCAGGAUGAGCCGGAGGAGGAGCAGGAGUUUAGCUUUCGCUAUCCGAGUUAUAUGUUCCCCGAUGUGGACUACGACAAGGACGAUAUACCACUGCCAUUUAAGGCCACGCCGGACUCGCUUUUCAAUCUUUGUGCUGCUGUUGUGGAUGCCCAGGGCCGCACGGAGGUCUUCAAGUGGAGCAUCAAUGAUGUGGCCGAUUGGCUGCGCGACUUCGGUUAUCCCGAAUACGAACAAACCUUCAAAGAGAACCACAUCGAUGGGCACAAGUUGCUCAAUCUGGAUGCCAUCUCUCUGGUGGCUCUGAAUGUGCGCAACUUCGAGCACAUUCGUCAUCUGGGACGUGGCAUUCGAGCGCUCUACCGCAAGGAGCUGCAGACAGCCACGGAGACAAAGCAGCACAGUGAGGUGUACAAAACCUUCAAGGCCCGCACUGGCAGAAGCUACGAGGGAUUGCGCGAAACUGAACUGCUGGGACGCAUGCACAUGAUACGCUCCGUCUUUCGGGACGUCAACGAUUGGGACAUGAUGGAACUGCAUAUGGCUCGGGCACCCAUAAGGCGAUACCGUGAGGUGCUUGCCAACUCCAGGCGCUACAAUCUCUACGGCCCGUCGACGGCACGCAGGGAGCCCAUUAUCAUGGACGAUGUGGAUACCACAUCUUGGUUUGAUUUCGGCGAUUGCUAUUAGGUUUCGAGUUGAUUGAAGCAUAUGUAAGCAGGAGAAGCUACUUAUAAAAGGAUAUUAAUUCUAAAGAUUCCGUGGAAUAUCAAACAUAAACAUAAGUAGCCUUACGCUGAGGCAAAAUGUACUAUAGUCUAAUAAGCUUAAAAAUAGUUUCAUUUAGAUGUCCUUCAUUUUUUAGCAUUGGGUAUUCGGAAAUCAAUGAACUAUAAAGGAUUUUAAUACCUAAUACAUAAAUUUUAAUGAUAGGCAAGUCCAUCUGAAGCACACCCAUGCUUUCAGUUUCAGAAAUUUUUUCUUCGAACAGAGUUUUUACCACACACAUAAUCAUUGUUGGAAUUUCCAUCCAGUCAUCUAUAUGUAAGUCUGUCUAAAGAAUCAUUUGUGUUAAAAUUUUGAACACAUUUGUCACAAAAUCUUAUGAUUUAGAUUUUUCUGCACAAAAUUUUUAACUGGAAAUUUAGAUUCCAAUGACCUAUGGAGUAAAUUGAGUAUCUCAAUAGUCUCUCUCGCUCUGAAGGACACACUCAUGAUGUUAGUUCCACAGAGUUUUACUUCCA
This is a messenger RNA of Drosophila obscura, 1885 nucleotides long. RefSeq lists its product as uncharacterized. Lineage: Eukaryota; Metazoa; Arthropoda; Insecta; Diptera; Drosophilidae. The transcript is spliced from 2 exons. Bases 561 to 1331 code for a protein of 256 amino acids. The record is from RefSeq and is a predicted model, not a curated record. Gene Ontology annotation, molecular function: protein binding.